Molecule: messenger RNA, 610 nt
Organism: Formica exsecta
Lineage: Eukaryota; Metazoa; Arthropoda; Insecta; Hymenoptera; Formicidae
Product: 2-oxoisovalerate dehydrogenase subunit alpha, mitochondrial-like
Exons: 4
Biological process (GO): branched-chain amino acid catabolic process
Molecular function (GO): oxidoreductase activity, acting on the aldehyde or oxo group of donors, disulfide as acceptor
Source: RefSeq, a predicted model, not a curated record
GAAGAAAGCAAAAAAGUGUGAAAAAUACGUGUGGAAAUAUGACGUGAAAGGAACGGAGGUAAAACAAUAUAGCACUACGACAAAUGAACCGCAAUUUCUAGGAAUCAACAAUACUUUUACCAAUAAUAUUCAGUUUGUCAAUAAAAAAAGUUAUGAAUCUAUUCCAAUAUACAGGAUUUUGGAACCUACACAGAAGGCUGAAUUACCCAAAGAUGAAAAGUUAAACGAGACAAAUCUGAUGAAAAUGUACUGCAAUAUGAUGAUCAUAAGCAUGAUGGAUAAGAUCCUAUACGAGUCGCAAAGACAAGAUCGCAUCUCAUAUAAUAUGACAAACACUGGUGAAGAGGCUGUGCAGAUUGGUUCUGCUGCUGCUUUGACUCUAGAAGAUAUGAUUUACGCACAAUACCGUGAAGCUGGUGUCUUGUUGCACCGUGGAUAUCCAUUUAUGAAUCAAUGUUACGGCAACUGCGCGGAUGAGGGCAAAGGCAGGCAAAUGCCAGUGCAUUAUGGUUCCAAAGAGUUCAAUUUCAUGAAUAUAUCAUCUCCAUUGGCAACCCAACUACCACAAGGUAAUCAUAUAUUUAAUUAUAUGUAUAUACAUCGGCUUAAA